UAGUAUUGGUAGGUGAGUGUCGCCAUUGAAGGGGAGAGAAGCCCAACUUGCAUUCAAUGAUAUACUUUAUCUUCCCCCUCAUCAUCUGUCUUCAUUUAUGAUCUUUCCCAACCUCUUUCUUCUUCUCUCUACCAAUUUCAAGAUCUGGUCCUCCUCGCUCACCGGAGGAGAUAAACGCAAUGGAUAACAAAGAGACCAAAGAACCAGCAGCAGCAGCUGCUGAGAAAGACAAUGGCCCGCUGAUCGAAGAUGAGAUCGAGAGGAGCAAAGUCGGGAUCAUGAGAGCUCUUUGCGACCGACAAGAUCCCGCAACUAAGGAGGUGGAUGAUCUGAUGAUAAGGCGGUUUCUGAGAGCGCGUGACCUCGACAUUGAAAAGGCUUCAACGCUGUUUCUCAAGUACCUGACUUGGAAGAGAAGCAUGCUCCCGAAAGGGCACAUAGCUGAAUCAGAGAUUGCGAAUGAUCUGUCGCACAAGAAGGUGUGUAUGCAGGGCCAUGACAAGAAGGGUCGACCCAUCGUUGUUGCCAUUGGGAACAGACAUAACCCUUCCAAAGGUAACCCUGAGGAGUUCAAGCGUUUUGUUGUCUACACCCUCGAGAAGAUAUGCGCAAGAAUGCCGAGAGGUGAAGAGAAGUUCGUAACCAUCGGAGAUCUGCAAGGAUGGGGAUAUUCUCAUUGUGACAUCCGCGGCUACCUUGCUGCUCUUUCCACUCUGCAGGAUUGUUACCCAGAGAGACUAGGGAAACUCUAUAUAGUUCAUGCCCCCUACGUUUUCAUGACUGCAUGGAAGGUCAUUUACCCCUUUAUUGACGCCAACACAAAGAAAAAGAUUGUUUUCGUGGAGAACAAGAAACUCACCCCAACUCUGCUUCAAGACAUAGACGAAAGCCAACUCCCCGACAUCUACGGAGGCAAAUUACCACUUGUUCCUAUCCAGGAGACCUAGUUCUUUUGGUUCCCACGCGGCCCACCUCUAUCCCCUCCCAAUUUAUUCACUAUUCUUUUUUCAUUUGAUAUAAAAUGAAAAAAAACAAAACAAACUUAUCGAGUGUUGCCAAAUGCCAACAUUUAUAUUUACUGUCAGAAAAAAAACUAAA
Capsella rubella is the source of this 1098-nucleotide messenger RNA. RefSeq names its product phosphatidylinositol transfer protein 3. Lineage: Eukaryota; Viridiplantae; Streptophyta; Magnoliopsida; Brassicales; Brassicaceae. The record is from RefSeq and is a predicted model, not a curated record. Bases 180 to 947 code for a protein of 255 amino acids. The transcript has 5 exons.